Molecule: messenger RNA, 2233 nt
Organism: Rattus norvegicus (Norway rat)
Lineage: Eukaryota; Metazoa; Chordata; Mammalia; Rodentia; Muridae
Gene: Cabyr
Product: calcium binding tyrosine phosphorylation regulated
Exons: 4
Coding region: 74-1276 (400 amino acids)
Biological process (GO): sperm capacitation
Cellular component (GO): cytoplasm; motile cilium; sperm principal piece
Molecular function (GO): calcium ion binding
Source: RefSeq, marked validated
GCCGGCAAGGGGGCAAAGAGGAAGCUCUAUCCAAGCCGGAGAGAAGAAUUGAAAUUAUAGACAUCCUGCCAAAAUGAUUUCUUCAAAGCCCAGACUUGUUGUACCCUAUGGCCUCAAGACUCUGCUUGAGGGAGUUAGCAGAGCCAUUCUCAAAACCAACCCAACCAACAUCACCCAGUUUGCAGCCGUGUACUUUAAAGAACUCAUUGUGUUUAGAGAAGGGAAUUCGUCUCUGGAUAUAAAAGAUCUGAUUAAACAGUUUCACCAGAUGAAAGUAGAGAGAUGGGCAGAAGGAGUGACGGUGGAGAAGAAAGAAGGUACCAAGGAACCCAUAAAAACAACUACAAUUUUCUGCGAACCUACGCGGAUGGAAAAAUCCACAGACACAGAGGAGGACAAUGUGGCCGGACCACUGUUUAGCAACAAAACCACUCAGUUUCCAUCAGUUCAUGCAGAACUACAGCCUGAGGAGACAUGUGAAGGAGCUUGGGGUCCUUCCGACAAACCAACUACUCCUAAGAUGGCCACCCCGCCCUCCUCACCACCUCCCGCGCCUGUCUCUGCAGAGUACGCCUACGUCCCGGCUGACCCAGCUCAGUUUGCUGCUCAGAUGUUAGGUAAUGUUCCGCCUACUUAUUCUGAAGUUUUAAUGGUGGACGUGGCAACAAGUACGCCUGCUGUUUCCCAGGACGUACUGAGUGCAGAGUUUGCUGAAGAAGUCGUGGUGUCUGCUCCUCUGGUGUGUUCUGGAGAGAAGGUACAAGUGCAGGUUGUGAGCCAAACAUCCGCGCAGGUAGUUGUGGGUCCUAAUUCUAAGGCUGAACCACCAAAGGCUUCCUCAGCCCCCUUGCAGGGUGAACAAGAACCUCCUGCUUAUGAUGGAGCUCCUGACACUCAGGUCACAUCAGCCUCUCGUAUAUCAUCCAUUUUUAACGAUGUGCCUGUCAAUGAAGGAGUUGUCUAUGUUGAGCAGAUACCGGGAUACCUAGUUAUCCCUUUUCCUGAUCAAGUUGCUUGUCCUAAAGAAAUUGAGCAGUCACCACCACGUAGUCCCAAACCUGUAGAACCCAAGACUAAAAUAUCUGUAGAGUCUCUGAAAAUUGUACAGGUGGAGAAUUCCCAACACAAGCCCUCAGUACACAUGGAGGCAGGAGCUACAGUUCUGCUCUCUAACACUGCUUUAGAGGGUCAGCCCGAGGAUGCAGAGGGCUUUCUCAAAGUAGCCUCUGAAACGGAGAUCGUUAUCAUAAACCCUGAUGAUCCUGGCCAGGAGUAGUCAGGGGGGAACCCUGCACGCCAUUCAUCUGGUGACCCCUUCCCUCCUGCGCCAGAAAUCCAACCAGAUGGGGAAGCUGCGCCCGAACAGGUUUGACGGAGCCAGGUAAGAAAAUUAGAAGCUUGCACUCGCGUACUGUUUCAGGUGACGUCUGCACCUCGUGUCCGUCCACCCAGCUCUGCUCCUGCCAGCUGACCAAAGUCCAUGCUCAGGGUCUUAAAUGCCAAACCUACCUAAAGGCUUUGUUCUACUUAAAAUUUUACUAUUAUGGAAAUCACAUAGCGUUGUCAAAACUCGAUUCAUUGUGCACAUUGUAAACAUGGGAAUCUAUUAGACUUUUAAUGCCUGUUUACAAAAUGGUUAUGGGAUGUCACUGUGAGGCUGUUCGUGGAGGAAAAGUUGACACUGAACACUGCGUUUACUUGGGCUGUGGCAUUUAAACAUGAAAGAAAUGGUGGUGUGGCUGACUGCUUUCGCACUGAGUCAGGAGAACUGUGCAAUCAGGCUUGGCUGCUGGCUCGAAUGCUGCUUCCUACUUUGGACCUUCCUGCAGCUGAGGGAGCAGCGCUGUAGUUGGAUGGAGAGAGGACGGAUCAGACACAGAGCUUCUGUGUCACAGGAAAGCAGCGGAAAUAAUGGCCGCCCCCGUGAAAACGACCGUGGCUGCAGUUCACACACUUGCUCCUUUAUUCAUUUACCUCAGACUCACUGAAGACAAGCUGUUUCUUUGGCUGCUUAACCUCCAGCUGAUUUUCCUCUUGACACAGGAGUUAUAAUUACCUUCUCCAUCUUAUUAUGGCAUUUGGCCUGCCUACCCCUCUGCCUAGCUGGACGCUGCAGUGGCCCUACCUUCUCUCCUUGGUGUCUGAAGGGACAUGCAUCAAAGAAGCCGCCCAUUCCUGUUGUAGAAGCUCUCCACUCUGACUCAAACUAGAAUAAAUGACGAAUACUACCAAA